Scomber scombrus (Atlantic mackerel) is the source of this 1464-nucleotide messenger RNA. It is a transcript of the gene uncx, whose product is annotated as UNC homeobox. The coding region runs from base 1 to 1464 and encodes 487 amino acids. Gene Ontology annotation, biological process: regulation of DNA-templated transcription. NCBI's taxonomy places the organism in Eukaryota, Metazoa, Chordata, Actinopteri, Scombriformes, Scombridae. Gene Ontology annotation, molecular function: DNA-binding transcription factor activity, RNA polymerase II-specific; sequence-specific double-stranded DNA binding. The record is from RefSeq and is a predicted model, not a curated record. The transcript has 3 exons.
AUGAUGGACAGCAGGAUACUGGAUCCACCUCACGCCCAGUUCGGAGGCUCUCUCGGCGGGAUGGUGGGCUUCCCGUACCAUCUGGGCCACCAUCACGUUUACGAAUUAGCCGGGCAUCAACUUCAAUCUGCGUCCGCGGUUCCUUUCUCAAUAGACGGAUUACUAAAUGGUUCCUGCGCGGCUUCAGUGGGUAAUUCCAACCCCCUCUUGUCUUCGGGCUGCGGGAUGAAUGGAGAUAAUCAGCAGUACAAACUGACAGACUCGGGGGACCCAGACAAAGAUAGUCCUGGUUGCAAGAGACGAAGAACUCGCACAAAUUUCACUGGUUGGCAGCUGGAGGAAUUAGAAAAGGCUUUUAACGAGAGCCACUAUCCCGACGUCUUCAUGAGGGAGGCACUGGCUCUCCGGUUGGACUUGAUAGAAUCAAGGGUUCAGGUAUGGUUUCAGAAUCGCAGAGCCAAAUGGAGGAAAAAGGAGAACACAAAGAAAGGUCCGGGUCGACCUGCCCACAACGCCCACCCCACCACCUGCAGCGGGGAGCCCAUGGACCCGGAGGAGAUCGCCCGGAGAGAGCUGGACCGGCUGGAUAAGAAGAAGCGAAAGCAGGAGCGCCGGCUGCUCAAGUCCCAGAACAGACUCGCAGCUGGGGAUUUAUUUCAUACCCCGGGAUCCGACAGCGACAGCGGGAUGUCGCAUGUGACCGACAGUGACCACAACACUGGCCCGCCUUACGACCAUGUGGGGGGGAGCCAAUCGAGUUGCGACCAAACACCUCACUCUCUCCCUCUCCACACCCAAAAUCAGAACCAAAGACACUUGGAUCGGGAUGCUGGCGGAUCCGAGCUGGACUCGCCCGACGCCAGCCACCGGUCCAGCCUGAUGUGCUCCAACAACAACAGAGCCUCCAGCCUGCAGAAACUCAACCCUUUUAGCGUCGAGAGCCUCCUUUCGGACUCCAGACCGAGACGCAACCCCGCGGCCUUACCCUCCUCUCGGCCUUUGAUAGGGAAAGGACACUUCCUGCUCUAUCCCAUCACGCAGCCGCUUGGAUUCAUUGUUCCUCAAACUGCUCUGAAGGCAACAACAACGACAGCAACAAACUCUGACAGCGGUGCUGACAACCAGCCCGGUGUCCUGUGUGUGUCUGCGGGCUCUUCUGGAUGUAGGAGCAGCUCGCCGGACUGCGCAGACGCCGUGCCAAAGGGACAGGUGGGAUCCAAGGAAAAGACCAGUUCACCGCACACCAGCCCGUCCAGGGUCGCCUUUAGCAGUGGCAAAAGUACUCAGACUUCUGUUAUUUGCAGCGAUUCGACUUUCGCCCACGAACACGGUCCACAAGUCCUUAAGCCUGUCGAUGGAGACAGAAAAGAGCAUUUAGAGAACAAGGACAAGCCCGAGUGUGUCCACAGUGACAGUCCAGCAGACACAAAGACAGACUGUAAAGAAGAUAUCGACAUGGAAUAA